Molecule: messenger RNA, 16971 nt
Organism: Elaeis guineensis (African oil palm)
Lineage: Eukaryota; Viridiplantae; Streptophyta; Magnoliopsida; Arecales; Arecaceae
Product: midasin
Biological process (GO): ribosomal large subunit assembly; ribosomal large subunit export from nucleus
Cellular component (GO): preribosome, large subunit precursor; nucleus
Molecular function (GO): ATP hydrolysis activity; ATP binding
Source: RefSeq, a predicted model, not a curated record
GGGCUCUCACCCCCAAACAAAAGAGACGUUGCGGCCUAAAACCCUAAACCCCCACCGCCUCUCCCAUUCCCUAUAGACCCCACCAAGCCACCGCCUCACCGCCCACUCUCCCGCUCCAUUCCGUGGGAACGCCUUCCUUUGCCUCCCUCGUCCUCCCUUCGAUCAUCUAGGGUUACCGCUCUCAAUCCAGCGAUGUCCUUCGACGGGAGCUUCGUCUGCGAGGCCGGUCUCCAGCGGUUCCUUGCCCGCUGCCCCAAUCUCCGCUUGAAUUCCAGGCUCGUCGCUCUUUCGCAAAAGGGCGGAGUGCUGACGGUGGACGAUGUGGUAGCCGUGAUCGCCGACCCAUUUCUUCACCCGAGUUAUACUAUUCCGAUCAUGGGAUGCUUCCGCCCACUUUGUCGGAAAAUUGUCGAGAGGGUUGUGGCGAAGCUCAGCAGCGUCCCGAGCUUGGAAUCAGAAUCUAAUGAGGUUGUCGAGGAGAUUGGGGAGGAUGAUUUGCAUGUUAUAGAUUUCUAUGUUGAGAGAGGGAGAGGUUUGAGGCUUCAUGAGCUGGCUUCGUUGGCCUUCUGCCUUACUCUAGACUUGGCACCUUUCUUGCUGGGGAGUUUGUUGAGUUAUUUUAAAUUUUCCCCACCUCCUUUCGGACGUCUUUUAUUGUUGCGGUCUGCUUCAAAGUUCACAGAAAAGGAUGUUAAACAGUUGCUUGAUUCUGUUCGUGUGUCCUAUCGUUUUCUGGUCAUGGAACCGAAAGUGUUUGCUGAAUUAUGGGAUUGGUCCUGUUUCCUAGACGUGCCCCAGCAGACUUGCAAUAUUGGUUUAGUUGAUGGCAAAACAUCGAGCGACGCACUGGACAUAACAUGGUGUAGUGUACAGAUAUUAUCGGUUGUUCUUAGGAUAAGUGAUAGAGCUACUGAGAAUUUUGGUCUAGCACCAGAAGAAGCUUUUAUGUGCUUACUCCGGUGGGAGGAGUUUUGUAAGGAUACUUCAUUGGAAAAGGCUGGUUGGUAUCUUCAAGCACCUGAAAUGGAAAAUGGAGGCUGUCUUAUUGGAACUACUAAAUUUACUCCUUGUCUAGAAUCUUUUGACAAUGUUUCUUUCAUUAAUUCAUCAAUACAUUCUCGAGAUCUGGAAUCUGGAAGUAGAAGUUGCAGGAAUAAGGUCUCAUGUGAUGUCUUAUCGGGAAGCCAUUAUGUCUUGACUCCUACGGUAAAAAAGAGUUUUGAGAUGGUUUUAAUGGCAUUGAGUCAAAAAUGGCCGGUACUUCUCCAUGGCCCUGCAGGUGGUGGAAAAACUGCACUGAUCAAUAAAUUGGCACAGCUAAGUGGAAAUCGAGUUCUGUUCGUUCACAUGGAUGAACAAAUGGACAGCAAAACAUUGGUAGGAAGUUACAUCUGCUCAGAACAACCUGGUGAAUUCAGAUGGCAGCAUGGUUCACUAUCUCAGGCUAUUCUGAAAGGAUUUUGGGUUGUGUUUGAAGACAUAGAUAAAGCACCUAAUGAAAUACAAUCAAUCAUCUUACCAUUAUUGGAAGGUUCAAGUUCAUUUGUAACCGGUCAUGGGGAGGCAAUAAGUGUGGCUGAUAGUUUCCGCUUGUUUGCCACUGUGUCAACUUCAACGCAUGAAGUUGCUCAUGCUAUAGAAGGAAGUCUGCCCUUUAGCGUCUUAUGGAGAAAAGUGAUGGUUGCGACGGCAAGCAGUGGAGAUGUGCUAGACAUACUGAAUGCAUGGUAUCCUAGUUUAGAAUGUAUUUCUUCGAAGCUAAUUGAAACUUUUGAAAAAGUAAACUCUUUGGCCUCAUACCGACUGGGAGGAAUCCAGGAUGUUGGGGUUGUAUCAGCUGGUACUUUUAGUAGGUUCUCGUUAAGGGAUCUUCUGAAAUGGUGCAGGAGAAUUGCUGGUCUAGAUCUCAACUUUUCUGGCCUUGGUUUGUCAGCCAGUGAUCGUCAGAUUAUAUAUCAAGAGGCUGUUGAUAUAUUUGCAGCUUCCUUAUCCUCUUUUGAAAACCGCUUAUUGAUGAUGAGAGAAAUUGCUAGGAUUUGGGGAAUUGUGGAAAAUGUGUAUCCUCCUAGCAAGCCAGUUUUUCAGACUCGACGGUCGGAUUUACAAGUUGGAAGAGUGGUUCUACAAUGCUCUCAGGCUGCAGUUGUUCAACCGAAGAGACCUUUUGUUGGUAUUCGCAGUGCCUUACAUGUUCUUGAGAGGAUUGCUUGUUCUGUGAAGAACAAGGAACCUGUACUUCUGGUGGGUGAAACUGGUACUGGGAAGACUACACUUGUGCAGAAUCUGGCCAUGAGGCUUGGCCAGCCACUUACUGUGAUGAACUUAAGCCAGCAGAGUGAUGUUGCUGAUCUUUUGGGUGGAUUCAAGCCUACAGAUGCACGCUCAAUUUGCGUUCCUCUUUAUCAUGAGUUUAAGCAAUUGUUCUGUAAAACCUUUUCUGGAAAGGAUAAUGAAGCGUUGCUUCGUCAUUAUGAGAUAUAUGCAAUAGAAAAGAACUGGAAAAAGCUACUACAUGCCUUUCAAAAAUCAGUUGAGUUUGUUCAGAAACGUGUUUAUAGGAGGGUUGAUUCUGGCUGUGGCUCAAAGAGAAAGAGGCCUUUGUCUGAAGAUGUACUUCAAGAUUGGGAGUCUUUUUCUUUGAGACUUAAUGCUGCUCGUAAGCAAAUUGGUGCCGCUGCAGGCAUGUCAUUCACAUUUGUGGAGGGAGCUUUUAUAACUGCUCUAAGAAGUGGCUUCUGGAUCUUACUUGAUGAGAUAAAUCUUGCUCCACCAGAAACAUUACAGAGAAUAAGUGGUGUUUUAGAUGGAGAUAAGGGUACUCUUUGCUUGACUGAAAGGGGGGAUAUUGAUUACAUAGAUCGCCAUCCUUCCUUCCGUUUAUUUGCUUGCAUGAAUCCUGCUACAGAUGCUGGAAAGCGAGAACUGCCAUAUUCUUUCAGGAGCAGGUUUACUGAAUAUUUUGUUGAUGAUGUAUUAGAUGAUGAGGAUCUGACUCUUUUUGUUAAUCAAUAUAUGGAUGAGAUAAAUACUAGGGGUGAUAUGUCUAGCAGGAUUGUUCGGUUUUACAAAGCUGCCAAAAGUGAAUCUGAGGAGAGGCUGCAGGAUGGGGCUAACCAGAAGCCACAGUUCAGUUUGAGAUCCCUCGCUCGUGCACUGGAAUAUACUAAAAAGGCAGAGAAGAACUUUGGCUUCCAAAGAGCCCUUUAUGAUGGCUUUUGCAUGUUCUUUCUUACUUCACUGGAUGGCUCCAGUGCAAAAAUUAUGAACAAGAUGAUAGUGUCAUACUUGUUAGGUGGGACUGUGCCUCCCAGUAUUACUUUUGACGCUUAUUUUUCUGAAAAAUCAAAACCUGUAGAUGUUUCAGACUCUUCUACUUUCAUCGAGAAUUAUGUUCUUACUAGAAGUGUUAAGGAGCAUCUCAAGAACCUUGCACGUGCAGUGUAUAUCAAACGAUAUCCAGUUCUUCUACAGGGUCCCACAUCCAGUGGCAAGACUAGCCUUGUUCACUAUCUUGCUUCAGUUACUGGUCAUGAAUUUGUCCGUAUCAACAAUCACGAGCAUACUGAUUUGCAGGAGUACUUUGGCUCUUAUAUUACAGAUUCUUUUGGGAGACUUCAGUUUCAGGAGGGUGUAUUAGUAAAGGCUGUACGCAAGGGACACUGGAUUGUUUUGGAUGAGUUAAAUCUUGCUCCUUCAGAUGUGUUGGAAGCUUUAAAUCGGCUAUUAGAUGAUAACAGGGAACUCUUUGUACCUGAACUCCAAGAAACUGUGUCUGCGCACCCUGAUUUUAUGCUUUUCGCAACCCAAAAUCCACCUACAUUAUAUGGCGGGCGCAAAAUGUUGUCUCGAGCUUUUCGCAAUCGUUUUUUGGAGAUACAUGUGGAUGAAAUUCCAGAAGAUGAAUUGACCAUCAUUUUAGAAAAUAGAUGCAAGAUACCUGCAAGCUAUGCUAUGAAAAUGGUUGAAGUUAUGAAGGCUUUGCAGUUGCAUAGGCAAAAUAGUAAAGUCUUUGCUGGAAAACAUGGUUUCAUCACCCCACGAGACUUGUUUCGAUGGGCCAAUCGUUUCAGGAUGUUUGGGAAAUCCUAUGAAGAUUUGGCAAGAGAUGGAUAUCUUCUUCUUGCCGAAAGGUUGAGAGAUGAAAAUGAGAAGAAUGUUGUCCAAGAAACUUUGGAACGGUGCCUUCGUGUGAAACUGAUAAUAGAAGACUUGUACAAAGCGGAAAGAGGCCAGGGUGAUGCUGUUUUUGAGUUCUCUAGGAUUCCAGGAGGACAAGAGAACUUUGGAAAUAUUACAUGGACUAAAAGUAUGUGGAGGUUAUAUUUUCUUAUUGUGCGUUGCUAUGAGUUACGUGAGCCUGUCCUUCUUGUUGGUGAAACUGGUGGUGGGAAGACCACAGUCUGCCAGUUGUUGAGCAUUGUUUUGAGGGCAAGAUUGCACACUUUGAAUUGCCAUCAGUACACUGAGACUUCAGACUUCAUUGGGGGGUUUUAUCCAGUGCGAGAUAGAUCAAGAUUAGUUAUGGAAUUCAAACAUGGGAUUGAGAGGGUGAAGCAAUCCAAAAUUUUCCUUCACUUUGCAGGAGAUGUUGCAUUAUCUUCUGACAUAUCACAAGGUUUCAUGACUAUAAGUCAACUAAAUGAAAUACUUAAUAAUUACAAUCAAAAUGCUCCCUUGCAUCCUGAUGUCACUCAACAAGAUGUUGAGGCAUUUGAGCAAAUAAAACUGGAUCUGUUACAGCUGAAGCAGAAGUGGCAGACCAUAUUCCUCUGGCAGGAUGGACCACUUGUGCAAGCGAUGAAGGAUGGAGAUCUUUUUCUGGUGGAUGAAAUUUCCUUGGCUGAUGAUAGCGUACUUGAACGGCUGAACAGUGUUUUAGAACCUGAAAGGAAAUUGUCACUAGCUGAGAAAGGGGGUUCUGUUCUUGAGAAGAUAACUGCUCAUCCUAGUUUCUUCAUUCUUGCAACAAUGAAUCCGGGAGGUGAUUAUGGGAAGAAGGAGCUUUCUCCAGCAUUGAGAAAUCGAUUUACUGAGAUAUGGGUUCCUCCUGUGAACGAUGUUAAUGAACUUAAGAGCAUUGCAAUUGAAAGGUUCGUUAAGUCAGAAAUCUUGUUCUUAGCAGAUUGUAUGUUAAAGUUCUGGCAGUGGUUCAAUCAAUUGCAAACUGGGAGGCAACUCACAGUGAGAGAUUUGUUGUCCUGGAUUUCAUUUAUAAAUGUGACUGAGGGAAGUCUUGGAUCUGAAUAUGCAUUCAUACAUGGGGUGUUCCUCGUUUUACUAGAUGGCCUAAGUUUAGGGACAGGUAUAUCCAAAAAUGAUGCUAAAUUGUUAAGAGAGCAUUCUCUGUCUUUUCUUCUGAAAGAACUAAAGGAGGUGUCUGAUGGUAGUUUGGUUGACUCACGGUUGUUUAAAAUGGAAAAUUAUGGAUGGGGGGAUGAUCUAAAGCUCGCAGAUAACUUAUUCAGCAAUGACUUGCAUUCAGAAGAUCUCUUUGGUAUCGAGCCAUUCUACAUUGCUAAAGGUAGCAAUGAGUGUAAGCAUGAGGGAUUCGAAUUUCUGGCACCUACUACUAGCCGGAACGUUUUGCGGGUACUGCGUGCAAUGCAGCUUUCCAAACCUGUUCUGUUGGAAGGUAGUCCAGGUGUUGGAAAAACAAGUUUAAUUGUUGCAUUGGCAGAGUACUCUGGUCAUACUGUUGUGCGGAUCAACCUCUCUGAGCAGACCGACAUGAUGGAUCUUUUGGGAUCAGACUUGCCUGUUCAGGGAGAGACUGGAAUGGAAUUUUCUUGGUCUGAUGGCAUCCUUCUCCAGGCUCUAAAGAAUGGCAGCUGGGUUUUGUUAGAUGAACUUAAUCUUGCUCCUCAAUCUGUCCUGGAGGGUUUGAAUGCUAUUUUAGACCACCGUGCUGAGGUCUUCAUACCAGAGCUGGGUUUAACAUUUAAAUGCCCUCCUUCAUUCCGAAUUUUUGCAUGUCAGAAUCCUUCUUGUCAGGGUGGUGGCAGGAAAGGUCUCCCAAAGUCAUUUCUCAAUCGCUUUACUAAGGUUUAUGUGGAUGAAUUAGCCGCUGAUGAUUAUCUUUUCAUCUGCCAAUCACGCUUUCCAUCAAUCCCACAAACAGUACUUUCAAAGCUCAUUUCCUUUAACAACUGUCUUUAUGAGGAUACGAUGGUUUAUCGAAAAUAUGGUCAAGAAGGCUCUCCCUGGGAGUUCAAUCUUCGUGAUGUCAUUAGAUCAUGCCAAAUUAUAGAAGGUGCACCUGCGAAUGCCAAAGUUGACAGCUUUUUGAAUAUAGUAUACCUUCAAAGAAUGCGUACUGCAACUGACAGAAAAGAAGUUCUGAAGCUUUACGAAGCUGUAUUUGGGUUGAAACCAUCUAUAACUCCAACACCAAGACUCCGAGUCAAUCCAAAGUACCUGAUCAUGGGGAAUGCAUGUGUUGAAAGAAAUCAUUUUCAACCUGCAAAAAUAUUAAAAAGCCAAAUCAAUAUGCUGCCAGGGAUUUGUCAGAGUCUGGAAGCUGCUCUUCACUGUAUACAGCAGCGAUGGCUAUGCAUUUUCGUCGGUCCAAGUUCAUCUGGGAAAACUUCACUUGUUCGGUUGCUUGCUCAGCUUACAGGAAAUGAAUUGACUGAACUAAGCCUUUCUUCUGGAACUGAUGUUUCUGAGUUACUUGGAUCGUUUGAGCAGUAUAAUUCCUAUCGCAGUUGUAAGGCAGUCAUAUCCCAGGUUGAGCACUAUGUUGAUGAGUACUUCAGUCUACGGUUGGAGGUCAACUGGAUGGAUUUAAUAAAUAGUAGAAAAGAUCUAUUUGCAAAGUGGUUUUCAUUUUUGGCAGCUAAGAAAAACUAUUCUUGUAUGUCUGCCUCUGCAUCUGCAGAAACAUUGAAAACCCAAUCUCACAGUUUGCUUAGUCCAUUAAUUGAGAUUAUUGAGGAACUGAAGCAUGAUUUGGAAAUGUUUCACUUGCCUGUGUCAUGGUCAUGCAAAGACCUGGAAAAAUCCCUAAAGACUGUCCUUGAAUUGCAAAGGAAAAAGAUGAUGCAGCCAUCAGCAAAUUUUGAAUGGGUUGCAGGUGACUUGAUCAGGGCCAUUGAUUGCGGUGAAUGGAUUGUUCUAGACAAUGCAAAUCUUUGCAAUCCGACGGUUCUUGAUAGGAUCAAUUCUUUGGUGGAGCCAGAUGGGUCCAUCAUUAUAAACGAAUGUGGUCUUGUUGAUGGAAGGCCUGUGGUACUUCAUGCCCAUCCCAAAUUUCGAAUGUUCCUUACUGUAGACCCAAAGCAUGGUGAAGUUUCUAGAGCCAUGCGUAACAGAGGAUUAGAAAUUUUCUUGAUGCAACCAAAUUGGCUGCUUGAUGGAGAAGGAAGUGAUGACUGCAUGGGUAGUGAGAUAAUCGAUGUAAAGAGUCUCUUAACUUUCUCUGGUAUACCUAGUAGCAAGUUGAUUUUGGCAAUGAGCAACGCACAUAUGUAUGCCAAAGCAGCAGGAUUACGUCUUGGUGUACGUAUUACUCUUCUUGAGCUUACGCGUUGGAUUCAGCUAUUCCAGCAGCUUCUCAUGAAUGGCAACCAGCUCACAUGGAGUCUCCAACUAAGUUGGGAGCAUACUUACCUGUCAGCAUUGGGUGAAGCUGAGGGAACAGACACAAUCAUGCAAGCAAAAGUUUCCUACUUAUCAAAUACUGAAUGGUAUAAAUUGGAUCCACUGUCAGGUUGUUCCUUAUCAUUGCCAGGAGGAUGGCCAGUGCCCCAUACAUUGAGAAAUUUUUUGUGGUAUUCAAAAGAAGCUUGUGUAAAGCAAAACUGCAUGUAUUUGGAGUUCUUGGGUGCAAAAUGUGCUUCAUACAAAUUCAAUUUUAGCAGUGAUGCAACUUUUCCAUUUGACAAGAUCAGCAAAGAUCAGCCAUCUGUAAUACCAGCAAAUAUGCUGCAAGUUCUUUUAUUUCCAAAUGCUCUUGGCAAGCAGAAUGUUAAGUCUAACAUCAUGCCUGUGGAAUUUGAUUUGGCACUGGUCAAUCAGAUGCUUUUCAUUGCUGCAAACUGGACUAUUGAACAAGCAACAGAAAAUGAUCUUGUAUUGUAUAUUUUAUGGUUCAAGUGGUACAGUUCCAUGUUAGAACCGUAUUGUCAUUUUUUUAAAUCCUUUUCGACUAUACUCGAACAAGAAAGGGACCACCCCAUUUGGAAUUGCAUUUUAGAUGGCAGGAGGGAGGUCGUUUCUUAUCAUAAAAUAAAUAUUGAUGAGCGACCUCUUCCAUUGCUUUCUAAGAAAUUGGUGGAGUUGGGAGCUUCAGACGGAAACAUUAAGAAUGUCCAGAAACAUCUUGAUAAUGCAAUCCAGUGUGUGAACUUGUUGCGGCUUACAUAUAAACAAUGGAAUUCUGAGACAGAUUAUUCUUAUGGCGAAAAGUCUUUGUGUUAUUUAUUAUCACCAGUAUUAAAUUCUUUGAGAUGCUUGGAAAGUGAGGUGCUUAAAAUAGUAGCAGAGUCCAAGAAACUUUUGCAAAUAUACUCUAAUAUUCUUGAGUAUCAUUUGUCGUUUUGGAAGAGCAUUACCUCAUCUCAUUUUGAAUACUUGGUGGUGAUUUGGAGCUGUCUAAGAAAGGAAGCAAUGAAAUUGCAGCGCAGAUUCCCAGAAGCAGUGGGUGCUUUAUUGUCGGUGAGUUUGAACCUUAACCAUAUCUCAACUUGGAGUCUGCACACAGAAGAGCCCACCUUAUGGAUUUAUGGGGGUCAUCCCAUUUUACCAUCCUCUGCUGAUGUUUUUUACAAACUGCAGCACCUAUUGAGCUUUUGUAAUGCAGUUUGGCCAAGGAAAAAGUUAUUAAAGCAAAAUUUUAGUGAUAGUCAUUUAGUAAUGGAGGCUGUUCUAUCAACUAAUAUUGACCUUCGACACCUCGCAAUGCAAGGUGUUUGUAUGUCAUCAUAUAUUACAACCAAGGGAGAUCAAGAAACUGCCAACGCUGUGGCUCAAUUGGAGGAGUUGCAUCAGAGGCUUUUAAAUAGGUUUGAAUAUGAAAGGAAAAAUAUCGAAUUGGUUUUUGGGUCUACAGAUAGAACAAAAACUUCCACAAUGGGGGGUUCGACUACUACUUGCUGUUCUUUUUCUUCUGAUAUUUUAUGCAGACAAUCUGGUUUCAGUAGUUGGUUGGUGAUUGUUCCUUUAUUUGACAUAAAGAGCUUUUCACUGGAUAUCAAGUUACUCAAAGAAUUUUCGAAGUGCAUCUCAGCAAAUGCUGGCGAAGUUCAUCAGGUUUUGUCCAAAACAUCCAAUCUACUGCAACAUGCACUGGAAUACUCAUUGGAUUUCACAUCAAGGUCACCUAUGGAUUUCACACCGCACCAAAUGAUUUUGUGGAUUCUAGAUGCUUGGGAUUCAGUGGAUUCAGUGAAAACAAAAUUUGCCAAUUUUCUUCUUGAAAUGUGGUUCAAAUAUCAUUCUUCCUUGUGGAAUCACUGGUCUGGACCACUUGAGAUAAGCUCUGGAAGUGAUUAUGGUGAAUCCUGUCACUUAGUUUAUCCAACAAGAACCGCAACUAUAGACAUGAUUAUUCAGUGUAAAUCUUGUGUAAAGGAUUAUGAUGUGAACUGCUUGAAGCUUAGAGUUGUCUCCAGAUGUCUUUGGCAAGAUACUCCAUUACAGGGAGAUUUAAUUGGUGUUCUUCACUCUGCUGCUGAUUCUCUCUUCAAACAGAUCCUACUUGUACAUGAGAAAUCUUUUGAUAAAGAUGCAUUCAGCAAGAUAAAAUCAAUUCUUUGUUCACUGUUGGAUAAUGGUAUAACGCAAGAAGAGCUUCAAUUUUUAAGGUCACUCCUCUCAUCAUCAAGUCAUGGUGUACUGACUUCUUUGGAGGAUUCACUUAUAGAACCUUUGCUUAAGGAACUAUACUUCGAAUACCCAUCCCAUGAUUCUUUGUACAAUCUUGGCUGUGCAUGGUUACACAUUGGGGCAUUGCGCUUCCAUCUGUUGUUAAAUUCAGAUGGUCCUGAUCCUGCAAUGAAGUAUGCCUUCAAGUAUUCACAGAUACUAGAAAAGAUUGCCCUACUGGAGCUUGAAAUCAAGGUGCGCCUAGAAUGUGAGCAGCUUGCAGGAAGGAUCUCAACAAGAGAUGAUGAAAAACAGAGAGUAUCUUCAUUACAAAGUCUGGAAGAGGAACGGAAUCGACUACAAGCAAAGGUUGUGUUUCGUCCUGAGCCUCAGAAAUAUAAGAGCUUGAGAUCAGUAUGUGCUGACUUCCGGAAGCUUGCAUCAUCCUGCAUGGAACUUAGUAAGAAUCUGAAAUGCAAUGCUGAUCGCUCACUGAUGAUUAAUGUAGCUUGCAAUUGGCAGGUCACUUCUGCUUCCUUUAUUAAAAGGCUGUCGGAAGAAUUUGCCGAGUAUAUUGACUUGAUUCAACCAGUUCAAGUUGCUGUAUAUGAAAUGAAAUUGGGUUUAUCAAUGGUUGUAUCAAGUGCUCUGGAAGGGGAGUAUCUAAAGAAGGUUGAAGAAGACAAUAUUGAAAGAAUUUUGGCCACAAUUUAUUCUUAUAUGCAGUUUCCUAGAGGUUUGCCAGUUGGAGGAUACCCUGUUGAGCUGAUUGAUAGAGGAACUGAAAACAUAGCUUUAACAUAUGCAUCUGCAAGCAUCCUGGCAGUUGAUUUCAAUUUAUUGAACAAGUUGGUUAUCAUAUCAAGUGAGAUCAGUCCUGACAAAUCAAUCUCACUUGUACAGCUACAAACUACCAUUCAUCAUAUUAUGCUCAUUCAUGCGGCACAUCAUGUUUGUUGUUCUCUUGUGAUUGACAAGGCUUCCUUCCUGCUCUUGGAUGAUAUAUUUGGUCACUUUACAAGCCUAUGGAUGAAUAUGAAAUCACAAAAGAAAGCCAAAGAAGAUGACGAGGCUCAACUCUACAAGUUUAGGCCUCGUUCGAUCAAGAUAGAAGACAUUUUGGUAGGGGAUAUGUCUCAACUCAGUGAUUUGGAUUCGGAUGGUCCUCUGACACUUGAGAAUGGAGAGACCUUGAUGCAACAAGAAUUUACUGAAAUGAGGAAAUCUGCUAAAGAAGAUGAAACUAAAGAAGAAGAAUGGGACCUCAUUUUUGACAACAUUUUGAAGAGUAUGGUGCUUGUCCACAAUGAAUUAUUUGGUUCAAGUGAUCUUGUUGAAGAACCUGGCAUUGGUCUCAUUACUGAUGAACAAAGACUGCAUUCCUUUAUGGAAUCCUACAGAUUAGGGACCAGGAUAAUAAAAGACCUCCAGGCAUUCCAUUCUUCCAUCCUGGAUGAAAACCUAAUGCCAGAACAUUUGCUUCGCAUAUGCUUGGAGUAUGAGCAGACUUUGGGCAUAUCUUGUCAACCAGCUCAUGUCUACAAUAUCUACAAGGAUUCAAAUGCUUCGGUUAUGCAUAAAAUGGUCAAACCACUGACAGUCAUUCAGGAACAAAUUAAAUCUUUUCUGAAUGAGUGGCCGGACCAUCCAGGUCUUCAGAAGAUAUUGGACACUACAGACACUCUUUUAGCAAUUCCACUGAAUACACCUUUGUCGAAGGCUUUGUUAGGGUUGCAGCUUUUGGUUGGUCGAGCGCAAUCGUUGCAGGAGAAUGCUUCUAGAUUUUCCCUUAAAAAUGAGCUCCAACCAAUAUAUGACCUGGUGUCCUCAUGGCAAAAGCUUGAAUUAGAUUGUUGGCCUGCUUUACUUGAUGAUGUUCAGAAACAGUAUGAGAUUAAUGCUGGAAAGUUAUGGUUUCCCUUGCAUGCAGUUCUUCAUCGUAAAUUAUCUGGUGAUGCUGAAGCUGAUAGUUUGUUUACAAUUCAGAGUAUUGAGGAGUUUAUUCAAACUUCUAGUGUGGGAGAGUUUAAGAAACGCCUUCACCUCCUCCUCUCCUUCCAUGGCCAGCUUAAACAUGGUAUCAACUUGAAAGCUUAUUCUAGUCCUAAUAUGGCAAAAAAUCUGAACAUCCUGUACAAUGCAUUUGGAUAUUAUGUGCAAUUUAUGCCCUUAGUUUUGGAGCACAUUGAAGCUGGCAGAAGAUGUGUUGAAAAAGAUUUGAAAGAAUAUCUCAAACUCUUCCACUGGGAGCACCCUCACAAUUACUCUUCAAUUGAUAAUUUUAGGAGGACUCGACACAAGAUCUGGAAAUUAAUUCAGAAAUUCAAUGAUGUUCUACAACAACCUGUGAUGAUUAUCCUUAACCAAGAAGCGGCACUAGUGAGAGAUAAAGUUCCAUCUUGGCUUGAACAUAGGAUCUGCAAUGAAGUGAACAUGGAGGUGCUGCAGUUUCCUGUGGAUCUUGUGAAGCUGAGAAAUACAGAAAGGUUCGUAUGGUAUGGCAACUGGAGAAAUAAGGCUGAAUCAGCAUUGCAGGGCAUGUGCGACGGCAGUAUUCCUGGUGUUGAUUUCUUGGAGAGUAAAGGGCUUGUAGAUGCCAUCAGGCAAGCCCUGUUCUCUGAAUCUACAGGUGGGCACUUCAAGCAAGCAUGGGAGGAUGGCUGGACUUCACUUGAAAAUAUUUGCAUCCAUGCAGCUGAAUUUGCUCAUAUCUGGAAACACGAAACCAAAAAUCUCAAAAAGAGGAGGGCGCUAGGGGAUCUGUUGAAGGCUUUGGAAGGUUGUGGAUUAUCUAGGCAUAGAUCCAUAAUUACUGAGCUUGAAGUUCAAUCAGGCCAGCCAAGUAACUCAUUUCUUCAGCCUUCAUAUGAUGUGCUACAUUUGCUUCUGAAAGAGUGCAACCGAUCUUGUAAAGACAUCAAUAUUGGUGUUCCCAGCCAUGCUGAAAAGCCUGCAGGUGUUAAUGGUGCUUUGAAAUGGGAGGAUGCAAAUCAGUACUACUUUAAAAGCCUGGCUAUGAUGCAGCAAUUUAGACAGAUUUGCCUAAAUUUCAAUAAAGAUCUCAGCCUAGAGCAGGUUAACCGAGCAGCCUCUUUCCUAGACCAUCUAAUUAUCCUGCAACAUGAGCAGCGAUAUGUUGCUUAUGGUGUAUCCGAGCAGCUGAAAAAUCUAAGACAGCUGUUUCAUUUGUUAAAUAGCGCAGGAUUUGGUGGCAAUAUUUCUGUAAGUCCAAACCAAAAUGCCGUGCUCAAGUGCAUUUGGCUUCAAAAACAACUACUUGAUAGCCUACUUGCCAUGUCAAAAGAUGUGAACCUGUUGCUUGGAAGAGUCAAAAACAGUCAUAUGAGUACGUGCACCAUUGUCAGGGUUGAAGCUGAUGUGUUAUCUGCUCUCAUUGAUAAGUUUAUCCCAAGCAUUUUGAAGUCUAAGGAAUCGUUGGAUGAAUAUCUUAUUGGCAGUGACAGAUCUAUUUCUACAGCUGCACAUGUGCCCUUUGUUGUUACUGAACAGAUGGAACAAUUAGUAAUGUGCAAUUUUCAGAUUAUUAACAACAUUAAAGAGGAUAUCCAGACUUUGGUCUUAGAAACUGCAUGUAUGAGAUCUUUGAAGGGAAUUUUGCUUGAUCGUUUGAAGGAGCUAAUCAACAAGGGGAACAUGUUGAUGGAGGAUUUCAAUUCUGAGAUUGAGGCGAGUAGCCAGUUGGCUGGUGAGGAGAAUCCCAUUUUCAUGGAAGUCUUCAGUAAGCUUGGAGCUGUAUAUGCUGAUUCUUUUGCACAAACAAAUAAACUAAUGAAUGAUGCGUUCGGAAAGCUAGAUGUGCUUCAUGAAGGCCAUACUCUUGUUCAAGAAUUGUCAGCUGAGAAUAUCACUUUGUGGAAAGAUCUUUUCGAAUCAUAUAUGAUGAAUCUACAUCUUGACCUUAUGUAUAAUGCACUUACUAAAACAGUUGUUGCAGCGAGCAAACUGGUAAACUGUGCUGCACAUAGAAAACCAGAAGUGUGCACUCAGGUACAGACAAAUUUAAAGCAUCUUCAUGUAUUGUUGGGCCUUAUUGUAACUUUUGCUGAGGGCAUCCUAUCUGAGUUUUUAGAUGCACACGGAACUAUAGCUGAAAUGACUCAUGUGCUUGCCCAUAUUUUUGCUUUACUAUUUUCUAAAGGACUUGGUUCUGUAGAAGAACCAACAGAAAAUACUGCUUGUGAUGGAACACAAGAUGCUAGUGGAACUGGUAUGGGAGAGGGUGAAGGUAUAAAUGAUGUGAGCGACCAGAUAGAAAAUGAAGCACAGCUCCUUGGAUCUUCUGAAAAGCAGGAUGAACUGGAGAACUCAGAGAAAGUACCAAGUAACAAGGACAGAGGAAUAGAGAUGGAUGAUGAUUUUGAUGCUGAUACAUUUGAUGUCAGUGAGGACUCAGGAGAUGAUGAUGUUGAAGAUGAGGAGGAAAUGAACUUGGACUCUAAGAUGGGAGAGACUGGAGAUGGCAGUCAGGUAGUUGAUGAGAAGCUCUGGGAUAAGGAUGAAGAUGGUAAACCUGAUACUUCUGUUGAUAAAUAUGAAUCAGGUCCCUCUGUCAAAGAAACAGAUUCCGGUAGUAGGGAACUCAGGGCUAAAGAUGAUAGUGCUUUAGAAGUGGAAGAAUCUGGAGAGAUGGAUGAUGAUGAGUCUGAUGGGCAUAGCAAGGAGGACAAGGAACCUAGUAUUUCUGAUGAUGAUGAGAAUGCUGUUGACAUGAAUCUGGACAAAGGUAAUGCAUUCGAAGAUCCAACAGGAAUUCAAUUUCAUGAAGAGGAGAAAAAUUUGGAAGAUGUAAGCAUGGAUGAACCUAAAGGUUCUGAUGUGAUGGAUGGAACCGAUUCAGAUCCUACUCGGUCUGAUGAAGAAAUGAACGAUGAAGAUGAAAAUUCCAGUCCUAUUGAUCACAUUAAUGAUGAGAACUCUUUGGAACUAGAUGAAAACACUGAGACUAAGGGAGAGGAGGAUGCUGAGAAUGCAAAUAUGGACUUGGAUGCAAGUAAAGAAACUUUGCAGUCAUCUAAGAUUGAGUCAGUUGAGUAUCCUGCAGAGCAAGCUGGUUUAGCUGAGCCGCUAGGUGAUCCUCAUAAUAUAGACUCAAAUGCAGACCCGGAGAUGCACUGGGCAAAUAGCAGUGACAUGAAUGCUGGCAUUGCUCCUUCAAGGAAUUUACCAUGUAAUGAGGUGCCCAAAAUUGAAUUAUCUUUGCCAGACUUGAAUGAUGGUUCCAGGUUAUCCUCUGAUCAGCCAAAACCUCAGACUCUGCAAGUUGAUACAUCACCUAUGCAAAGUACUCAGACGAACCCUUACAGAAGUAUAGGACAUGCCAUGGAGGAGUGGCAAGAAAGGGCUAAGGUGUCAGUUGAUCCCCAGGAGCAUCAACCUGUAGCUCAUGAUGAUAUUGUUGAUAAGAAUGCAGAUGAGUAUAGAUAUGUUUCAGAAGCAGAAAAGAGCACUACUCAAGCACUUGGAGCAGCAACAUCUGAUCAGAUUAAAAGCAGUGCUGAAGGAAACAAGUCCACUGCAGAGGAAGGUUAUGUCAGGAAAAAGGAUGUUGACAGAAAUGAUGUUCUAGAGGAGAAUUCUGAAACGCACCAUCUGAAGGCUAACCAAGCUUCAAUUCCCAGACAGAAAGUUGAUGAGGAAUUGGUCAAUGCGGUAGUGGAUAUUGAUGCAUCAAUGGAAGAAAUGGAGGAAACUAAUUUGGAGAGCCUGUCAGGGGACAUGGUUUCAUUCAGAAGUUCUUACAUGGAUGAGAAAAUUUUGCCUCUUGCUAACUUUAUGAAUGAUAAAGCAUUGUCCAAGUCCAUGGAUAUUGAAGAAAUAUCCGACCAGACAAUGCAUAAAGCAAUUUUAGACUGGAAAAGGUAUGAACUGGUCACAACGAGGUUGUCUCAGGAACUGGCUGAGCAGUUGCGCUUGGUCAUGGAACCAACUUUGGCAAGCAAGCUUCAAGGAGAUUAUAGAACUGGAAAGCGAAUAAAUAUGAAAAAGGUUAUUCCGUACAUAGCAAGCCAUUUCCGAAAAGAUAAGAUCUGGUUGAGGCGAACCAGGCCCAACAAGAGGGAUUAUCAAGUGGUGGUUGCAAUUGAUGAUUCACGUAGUAUGUCUGAAAGCCUUUGUGGGAAUGUUGCCAUUGAAGCUCUGGUAACAGUGUGCCGAGCAAUGUCACAACUGGAAGUGGGGCAGUUUGCUGUUGCAAGUUUUGGUGAAAAGGGAAACAUAAAGUUGCUUCAUGACUUUGAUCAGCCUUUUACUGGAGAAGCUGGUGUCAAGAUGAUUUCCAGCUUAUCAUUCAAGCAAGAUAAUACCAUAGCGGAUGAACCAAUGGUUGAUCUGUUAAAGUAUUUGAACAACAUGCUUGACACUGCAGUAGCAAAAGCACGCACGCCCUCAGGCCAGAACCCACUCCACCAACUCAUUUUGAUUAUAGCUGAUGGCAGGUUUCAUGAAAAGGAAAACCUGAAACGUUGUGUCAGGAAUGUUCUGAAUAGAAAGCGGAUGAUUGCAUUUAUACUUCUAGAUAGCCCUCAAGAAUCUAUCAUGGACCUAAUGGAAGCAUCUUUUGAAGGCGAAAAACUUUCUUUUACAAAAUAUCUAAAUUCAUUUCCAUUCCCAUAUUAUAUUGUGUUGAAGAAUCUUGAAGCACUUCCUCGGACUCUAGCUGACUUGCUGAGACAGUGGUUUGAGCUUAUGCAGAGCAUAAGCGAGUAGAUUACUUUUGCCAUAUGCGGAAACUGACAAUGAUGGACGUGAUUUCUUGGUACAUUCCAGGAUCCAAGAUGAAGUGUACAUAGCAUCGACGAGAUCUUGUUUCAUAUCAAUUUUGUCAGCAUAUACUGUCUAAACCAAAAACAGUUGGGAAAAGUUAAUGAUCAUGGUAAUAGCUAUGCAAUAUGAGUGUACAUAUUCCAAUACGAGAUUUUGUUCUGUAUAUCAAUUUUGUCCGCAUAUCGUCUGUUCCAUAUAUCAAUUUUGUCUGCGUAUUUUCAGAACUCGUAACAAGGGAAAAUUAUAUUUUAUUUGUGCAAGUUAUUUUAAUGUCGGUGUAAUUGCAAGUGCAUUCAAUGCCAUUGUGGCCUCCAAAUAUGACCUGUCGAAAUGAAAUGGUGCUUGAGAAAAUGCUACGCAGUUUUCUUAGGCAUUUUAUUUAUA